UGAUUCAUGUAAACAGUACACAAGGGGAACAUCAGCUGACUCAUGUAAACAGUAGGGGACAUCAGCUGACUCGUGUAAACAGUAAACAAGGGGACCAUCAGCUGAACGGGUGUAAACAGUAAACAAGGAGUCAACUGAGCGGGUGUAAACAGUGAUCUAGGAGGAGUCAGGGACAGAAUCAAAGGUUGUUGCACUAGUUCCCGAUGGUAAGGAGCAACCAUGAAGAUCCAGUUUGGCGAGAAGGGUGAGGUGUCGUGGGAUGUGCUGGUGGAGACCCUUGGUGCCGAGGAGCUGCAGGAGGAGCACCCCCACAAGGCACCCACCUGCACUCAGAGGUUGCGGAAGCAGUUCUGUGGAGGCUCAUGGCUGACGCUGGCUUUUGUGGUGUGUGUGGUGACCCUCACGCAGCUGUGGCUGUUCCUGUACUUUCUCAGCACCUGGGAUGCAAGCCCUGUCACACACCUGGUCUUUACAGAUGACCAAGGAAAUGUACGGCAUGUCCACUUCUCAUGGUCAAACUGUGGCAGCCAAUCAGACCCAGUGCUGCUGAAGCAACUGCAAGUCAAUCCAGAUCCUGUGAUGCUAAACAGCAACAUAACUCUGACUCUGAAUGCAUUCCUGGAUCUCACCCUUGAUGCUCCUAUUUCGGCUGCAGUUAAGGUGGAACGCAAGGUGGGGUGGUGGUGGGUGAAGAUCCCUUGCCUGGACAGCCUGGGGUCCUGCCAUUACAAGAACGUGUGUGACCUGAGCCCCAUCCUGCCCCCUGAUCCAUGCCCCGACCCCUUCCCCAGGUUUGGACUCCCCUGCCGCUGUCCCAUCACCAGGGGCCAGUAUAAGGUGAAGGGAGGAGUGUUCAGCAUCUCCCCCAUUGUUAGCUACCUUCCCGCCUGGCUGGUCUCGGGUGAUUACUACAUCCAUGGGACAGCUCAGAAGGGUGGCAUCACGCUCGGAUGCUACAACCUCUAUGUCUCAGUCUCCCACUAAACCUCAGCCCAUCCCAGCACCUCCUUUUAUGUGGAAGAUGUGACAGACUUUUGAGUUGAUAUACCUAAUAGUUGCUCACAGUUUUUCUUAUUUUAUCUUAUUUUUUAUUUUUUAGCUAGUGUAUCAUCUUCCCCUCAAGCUA
Eriocheir sinensis (Chinese mitten crab) is the source of this 1126-nucleotide messenger RNA. Its product is annotated as ganglioside GM2 activator-like. The record is from RefSeq and is a predicted model, not a curated record. Gene Ontology annotation, biological process: lipid transport; ganglioside catabolic process. Bases 220 to 984 code for a protein of 254 amino acids. Lineage: Eukaryota; Metazoa; Arthropoda; Malacostraca; Decapoda; Varunidae. Gene Ontology annotation, molecular function: lipid carrier activity; enzyme activator activity. Gene Ontology annotation, cellular component: cytoplasmic side of plasma membrane. The transcript is spliced from 7 exons.